AUGGCAAUGGUCAAGAGUGAACCGUUAGGGGUAAGAAGAGGAGUGAUGCAAGGGGAUACCCUCAGUCCGCUCCUCUUCUGUAUGGCCAUAGCUCCUAUAUCGGCGUGGCUACGUAACAACGUUAGCCCGUAUAGAACAUCUACUGGAGCUCUGACUUUGCCAGAAGGACCUCUAGAGAUCAACCAUCUCUUCUAUAUGGAUGAUCUAAAGGUUUACUCGCCCAGAUGGGAUGAUAUGGUUUACUCGCCCAGGUGGGAUGAUAUAGUGAAAGCCCAAGAGGGCAUCCAGAAAGUGGCUGGAGAGUUAGGACUUCGAAUGAAUCCCAGCAAGUGUGCUGUGAAUUCACUGAACCACCCCCCGCCACUGGUCACAACACCUGGGAUGGAAGAGAUACCUGUCCUAGGUUCAAGUUCGCUCUACAAGUAUUUAGGAGCAGAACAAAACGCUCUUGUAAGUGUGGAUCAACUGUGGUCUCGUACUAGAGAAAAAGCGUUGGCCGCAGCCCGAAGGAUUAUGCUCAGCGACCUUGCGGUUCGCCAAAAGGUCAAUGGGUAUAACCAAGUGGUGGCCGCAUCCUAA
Molecule: messenger RNA, 579 nt
Organism: Cooperia oncophora
Lineage: Eukaryota; Metazoa; Nematoda; Chromadorea; Rhabditida; Trichostrongylidae
Source: the annotation of a GenBank genome assembly